Paralichthys olivaceus (Japanese flounder) is the source of this 4192-nucleotide messenger RNA. The record is from RefSeq and is a predicted model, not a curated record. NCBI's taxonomy places the organism in Eukaryota, Metazoa, Chordata, Actinopteri, Pleuronectiformes, Paralichthyidae.
GCCUGAGUUUUCCUUCGACUCAGGCAGCGUCGUGCGUUACCAGCUCAGAGGAGGCGGCAGCUCGCGUCGCACGAGCGUCCAGCUGCUCCUCAGAACCAGAGCCACCUCGGGCACCCUGCUCUCCGUGACGUCCCGGGAAGCCAACGAGUUCAUCGUCCUGGAGGUCACGGAGGGUCACCUCACUGUUCGCGCCAACCUCGGUGACGGCGCCGGCGCCCUGCGUCUCCCCAGUCAGCGGGUAGACGUCGGCCAGUGGGUCCUGGUCAGCCUCAGUCGCCAUGACAACGUGUUCACCCUGCGGCUGGAGCAGGGCGGAGGCUCACGGGAGGUCCAGGCGCGACUGGGGAGCCGGAAGGAGAUCGUGGUCCAUCCUGCCAGCGUGAUGGUCGGAAACGGGCCGAACGCCGGAGACAAGGCGUCAGACUUUCAGGGCUGCCUGCGGGACGUGCGUUUUAACGGUCAGGUCCUCCCUCUGGACGGGCAGAGCCGGGACCUUGUGACGGUGCUGGAGAAGCAGGGCGUCACCUCAGGGUGCUCCAGCGACGCCUGCAGCGGCCAACCCUGCCGUAGCCCGCUGCACUGCAUCGACCUGUGGAGGAAGCACCAGUGCAGGUGUCCUGGCGGUCAGGUGACGGUGACCGAUGACUCGGGUCAGCAGCAUUGCAAGCCGUCUCCAUGCGGACUUUAUUCGUGCAGAAACGGCGGCACAUGCCAGGCGCUGUCGGCCGACAGCUACCGGUGCCGGUGUCAGGAGGGGUUCAGAGGUCAGCGCUGCGAGCUGGGGCAGGUCAAAGGUCACCGGCUGGGCGCCCUCAGUCCCAGCUCCAUCCUCGCCAUCAGCAUGUGUCUACUCGUCUUCUUCGCGGUGCUGGUGGCGGUGACGGUGUGGAACCAGAAAGGCAGCCGCAACAAGUUCAGGAAGCGCGGAGUUUACCACAUCCCUGCAGAACACGAGAGCUGGGAGGACAUCCGAGAAAACAUCCUGAACUACAACGAGGAGGGGGGGGGCGAGCAGGACCAGAACGGAUAUGACAUCACAGAGUUGAAGCGUCCUCUGUGCUCCAGCCUGUCCCAGUCUUCGUCCUGCACCACCGCCCCGCUCAUCAAAUCCUCCCCCGGCUCCCAGGAGGAGGUUCACCCGUCCGGCUCCUCCUGCAGCUCAGGAGCCCCGUACCUCAGCAUCCCCCAUCACCACCAUCAUCAGCACGCCGCCGUCGCCAGCUACAGCAGCGACGCAGCCUACGCCAACUACACCGCUCUCGCUGGCAGGGAAGUGGAGACGAGCAACGCAGGCAGUUGCGCUGACACCGGCCACCAGGGGUCCCGCUCCCACGUGGACUUUAAGAGCUAUGUGGCACGGAUCAUCUGGGAGGCCGACAAUGACAGUGAGGCGUUCCCGCCGGACGCCUAUCACGUCUGGUGCGUGGAGGGCUCGGGGUCGUCGGUGGGAAGCCUCAGCUCGCUGGGGUCGGUCGCAUCCCGUGGAAACAUCGACGCCAGUCAGGGCAACGCGGAGGAAGAGGAAGAUGACGAAGGAGGGUUUGUGUGCGACAGGCUGUCACGAUGGGGCCCGAGGUUCCAGGCUCUGAGCAACAUGUACGACCGGCCACAGCUGAGCCUCACGUACAAGGACGCAAUAACCUACAUACAGAGGAGCCACAGUCAGGACCCUCUGCCUCAACACCACUAGGGGGCACUACACCCCCCCACACACACCUACACACACCUACACACACACUGAACAGACUGGAGGGGGCGCUGUGCUGCGUUCACGUCACAUUAUUAAUUGAGGAAUAAUAAAAGUGUUGAAAAUAAUAUUUUUGCAAUAAAAAGAGGAGUCACGUGACGUUUGCUCCGAAUCGUCUUGUUCAUGAAAUGAUGACGGGUCGCAGGUAGAGUUGUGUUGCCCCGCCCACAGGUGAGGCGGAGCUCAUAUGACUGAGUCAGAAAGGUGUCAGUCAAACCCCCUGGGGACACGCCCACACAGGGCACACAGGGCAGCACACUCCACCUGAGGAAAGCGUCAGUGCUGAUUGGCUGUUGGCUCAGCAGGAAGUCAGUGAUCAUGUGACGGCUGAAGCACGACGAGCAAACAGAGAAACUCCAACGUGAGUAAAAUCUGAACAUAAUUAUUUUCAUCCAUCGUCUUAUUCUUCGUUUCUUUCACACGAGACAAAGAAAAAUGAUGAUCAACACAAACAAACGUCAAACGAUGUGAAAACACAUCGAUGGCGUCUUUUAUGUGCGAGCAGCUUUUCUCAGCCGUGACGUGAACGCAGCAGUUUAACGUUCAUCACGUGACCCUGAACAUUCAUCACAUGACCCUGAACGUUCUUUGUUGUGGUUUAAAGUUGAGAUCACAUCGAGAGAAGUUCGUGCAUCAGCUUUACACAGAAACAUUUUUCUGAAACUAUUUAUUUUUCCUUUCAUUCGGUUUGUUUUGCUGGAUUUAUUUUGUUCUCUUCUUCUCCUGGUUGAACCACGUGAAGGUCCUGACGGGAGAAGUCUCCGUUCUGCUUUAAGGUCGUUUGAAUCUUUUCAUUUCCGUGUUUUGACCACAGCUACGAACAAAACGAUCCCUGAAGGACAAACAUCUUUUCUUAAGAAACUGUUUCUACAGAUGCAGCCGACCUCAGACAAACUCCGAGCCUUUCAUUUCUCUCUUCAGACGAGUCGACAGUUAAACCAGAUGAAUAAAAAAACCGGUUUUAACUUCUCGAGGUUUCCAACAUGUAAAAUAAAGUUGAAUAGUUUGUUUUCAGAUGAUUAUUUUUUUACUCCCUUGUAGAAACUUCCCAGAAGCUUUUCCAGUCGGAUGUGCUCCGUGUCCGUGUUUGCGUGACGUCACGUUUCAGUGUUUCGUUUGUUUUGAGGAAGAAGCUCGUCUUCUCUGAACGUUUACAAACGUAGAAGCUGCGUCGCCUCACGAACCCGUCGACGCUCAGAGUCUGCGUCACGUUUGAAAAUGUUUUUUAUUAAUGAAACUAUUGAAGAAGCACAAAACAAACCCAGACUCAGUCACCGUGAAUUAUGGGUAAAUGGUGUCGAAGCGACGCUGCCGUUAAUCAACUGGUGACAGAAAAAAAAAACCCUUGUCUCUCAGGGCACGUUUCACGAUGUCAAAACAAAUGUGUUGCACUAAUUUAAACCAACUUUAUCAGUGAAACAUUUAAGUUCAAGUUAAAUAAUAAAUAAAGUUUAGUUGGAACUCGACUUAAAAAAGAUCCAGUUCCUUGAGGGUCACUGAUUUAAAUGUAAUCUGAAACCUCACCACUAGGUGUCACUAAGCACAUUUGGUAUUUUGGUUUUAUGGCUCUGCACUGGCGACACCUAGUGGCCGGAGGCUGUAUGUAUUCGGGUUGUCUGUCCGUCACAUUGUUGUGGACACAAUAUCUCGAGAACACCUCGAGAGAAUUUCUUUAAAUUUGGUACAAAUAUUAAUUUGGACUCAAAGAUGAACCGAUUCGAUUCUAAAGGUCAAAGGUCACAGUGAGCUGCUCUGGUGGAUCUGUGCAGUGAAUCUAGUUUGUUUAUUGAUUUAUUAUAUUCAGAUUCAACUGGUGAUAAAUUUAGUUUUGUGCUCGUUCAACAGUUUGUUCAUUUCUCAGCUUCUUUAAAAACCAGCGAUAGUUCGUGUGAAAACGUGAUAUUUUUUAUUUGACUUUUUUUAAGAAAGAAAGUGAAAAUGUUUUGUUUCGACACUUUAACCAGCGUCGUGUCUGAUGGUCGUUUCCCAGCCUACCUCUCGUCUUCGUCACAACGCCGCCCGAUGAUGAAUGUAGUUUUAUAAAAAACCUCCUGGGUUUUCAGGAGACGGUCGGAGAGUCCGAGCGGACGAAGAACAGUCGGAGAUUUAACUGAAUUUAAUCUCACAGGAGUCGUGCGUGAAUCAAUCCUGGAUAAAUACUUUUAUCCUAAAGUCAGAAUAUUUGCUGCUGAGACUUUAGUUUUUUCCUCAACUCAUGGUCCCGUUGAUUAAAACCUAAAUGGAAUGAGCACAGUUUCAACACAGUUUAUUUUGAAAGAGCUGACGUGAAGCUCCAGAUGUUUUCACCUGUUCCACAUCUGCUCAUGUUUGUUGUGAAUCCAGUGUUUUUCACUGCUGAUCUGAACCAUGUGACGUACAUAUGAACGUUUUCUAGAAACCCGACAGAAAAUAUUCCUUUUGUAUUCGACUUUUAAUAAAAAGACU